This is a messenger RNA of Peniophora sp. CBMAI 1063, 1110 nucleotides long. The record is from the annotation of a GenBank genome assembly. NCBI's taxonomy places the organism in Eukaryota, Fungi, Basidiomycota, Agaricomycetes, Russulales, Peniophoraceae.
AUGGCCGACGUACAACAACAGGGUCCAGACGCAGCACUUGACGAAUUCAUCGACGAUGUGGCCGUCGCUGAUGAUGACAGUGCGCCUUCUGAGGCGGAUGUACCGCCACUCGCGUUCGAGCCUCCUGUCGAUGAGGAGUCCGAUGGUGGAGUGGAGGGAGGCCCGACGUUCUGGGAGUCUGACUCUGAAGAUUCAAGCAACGAGCGGGCAGUCUGGGGGCCAACACCUUUUAUUCAUGGCCGUGGACGUACACCAUAUGCUGAAGAAGACUACGACUUCGGCUGGAAAGCGUCUCUGCCAGCUCCUUGGUACAGGCGAGGUUUUCGCGGUGGUUCAGUAUCUUUCCCUGCCGGUGCUAGUGAUUGGGCGCCACCGGAUACUCCUACGCAGGUGGAGAACGUUGCAGAUAUACAAUCUGACAUUGCUGAGGACGGACGACUCGACGGCUCGGCUAACCGUCUUCCCGCAACCAGUCUGGAUAUCUUUACAUACGUGCUUUCCGAGAUAGUUCCCCGUCCCAGCGAGCUGCCUCUGCAGGCAUUCUUUCAACCAGGCGGUCGCGGAGCUGAGGCUGUGGCUACUCUGACGAGUAUCAUGAGCACAUGCAGUCUCUGGCAUGACACAACUGCGUCCAUGUCAGCUGUAGUCUGGGGCCCCCUUGUUUCGGCCGUGCAGGACGAAGACGGCUGGCACAUAGCGAUGGGCCGCGCUGGCGACGCGAAAGUGCGCCUGGUAUAUCGGUGGGGUGUUCCGCGUGAGCUCGUUGACGCGGAGAUCGAGCGCGCGAGUGCAAUCUACGCAGGGAGGGACUGCGAGUGGCGCCAUUUCGGGCGUAUCCUGAGCAACAAGAACUUAAGUGCUGUGGAGGUACUUUACCUACGGCCGAACGCCAGAAGGAUGCCGCAGACCGCUCUGCGCAUAUACGGCCCCCUCGACAUGCUGUCGCUCCGGAUCUACGUGUCGACAUCCCCCAUCAUUGUCAACGCACCUCUUCUUCAGUAUCUCGGACUGCUUUAUCAUACGCUCGAGCAGAUCACCUCCAUUCUUCUCAAUCUUAAGAAGGUUACCCUCUCGUGGCUGUUCAUCAAUAAGCCAAGGGAGGGAGGAUAA